Molecule: messenger RNA, 881 nt
Organism: Chelmon rostratus (copperband butterflyfish)
Lineage: Eukaryota; Metazoa; Chordata; Actinopteri; Chaetodontiformes; Chaetodontidae
Gene: cep20
Product: centrosomal protein 20
Exons: 4
Coding region: 30-470 (146 amino acids)
Biological process (GO): cilium assembly; microtubule anchoring
Cellular component (GO): ciliary basal body; centrosome; motile cilium
Molecular function (GO): protein binding
Source: RefSeq, a predicted model, not a curated record
CAGACAGUCUUUUGUUUACACUUGUUGCAAUGGCGACCAUCACUGAACUAAAGUGUGCCGUGAGGGAAACUCUAGAGUCCCGCGGUGUGCUGGGCCAGCUGAAGGCUCGUAUCCGGGCUGAGGUGUUCAGCGCCCUGGAUGACCAGCGGGAACCUCGCCCGCCGCUGUCCCACGAAAACCUGCUCAUCAACGAGCUCAUCCGGGAGUACCUGGAGUUCAACAAGUACAGGUACACGGCGUCAGUACUGACAGCAGAGUCAGGCCAACCGGAAGUUCCCUUGGACAGACAGUUCCUGGCAAAUGAGCUGAAAGUCACAGAGGAUGCAAGUUCCAAGUCUGUACCUCUUCUCUAUGGCUUGGUGGGCCACUUCAUGAACAACAGUGAUAAUGGUGGAAAGGCGUUUCUGCGGGGAGCCCCUCUGCCAACUGGUACUGCUACCAGCAACACAGUACCUGGACCUGAUGCCUAAAAGUUGAUGCACUGAGUAGUGUGACAAGCGUGGACUGAAGAGACGCUUUUACACUUUAAUAGAUGACGUGAAAUGUUCCAGCAUCUUGUCAGAUUCUAAUGAUGUAAUCUUCACAGUUUUUCACUUUGUUUUCACCAGAGUGUAAUCUACAGCCAGCCCAGCAUGGACUACAUGAAUUCUGCUGAGCUGAUAAAAAUGCACAAAUCCUAUGUAUUGCUUUUUACUGUCAGUUGCCAAUAAACCUGGAUGGCCUUUUUUUUUAUUUAGCUUUUAAUAUCAGGCUUUAUGUUUAGCAUCGGUUAUGAUGGCACUGUGGUAACCUGUAUUCCUCAUUCUCUCAAAGAUUCAAGUUGGAUACUUUUUUAUUGUCUUAUAGUUGUUCAAAAAUAAAUGUUUUAUAUUUAUACACUA